AGUAAGUUUCUAAAAAUGCGGGGGAAAAAGUUAUUGUGAAAAUUAAAAAGUGUUUUUAAUUCCAUUAUAUAUUUGUCUAAAGUCUGUUUAUAUUAACACAAAUACAGUGCUGUAAAUUAAAAAUUCACCUUUUAAAUAAUGUUAAUCAUUUUAUUGCUAUUAAAAUCUGUAAAAGUGUUAAAAGACCAAAUGUCGUGCAAAUGUCAAAUGUUUGAGGUUAUGUUUUUUGCCUAAAAAAAAAGUCGGCGGAAAAUUUCAAAGAUUUCAAAUCAAGAAACAAAAGGUAAUUGAUCCCAGACUUCGUUGCUACGUAUACUUUUGCAUUUUCCAUUUGAUCUUCGAUCACAGAAUAAUCCACCAGCACAAGGACACAUAAUAUAAUAAACAUUCCAUAUUUCUACUUGACUUCCGUCUGGAUAACUUAAUGUUGUAUUGAGAAUAUUAUCCGUUGGUUUACAAACUUCAUCUUCUUUAAUCAUGGGACUGCAUUGUGGAAAACUAUAUCUAUUUGGUUCUACAACAAUAUAAUUAGAGGAUAAUUUUCAAAAUAAUUCAUCACUAGGAAGAAAGCGUGUUAUACAAGUUUAUGUCCUUAUAAGGUUAGGCUAAGGAAACGUCGAAGAUACAUCGGAGAUAUUAAAAACAGAUCAGAAUAAUUGCAUCGAUAAAAGGGAAUUUGUAACAGAUUGCAAAUUAAAAACUUGGUGGGAACCAAUUACGUUUUCAAAUAAAGAUACCAAAAGUAAAUCAAUAAUUAAUAUGAAAACCUUGUGGGUGAUCGGUGGUCCAGGCUGUGGAAAGGGAACUCAAUGUGAUAAAAUAAUUGAAAAAUAUGGAUUUAUUCAUCUCAGCAGUGGUGAUCUUUUGCGAGAAGAAGUUGCCAGUGGAAGUUCAAGAGGUGCACAAUUACAGGAUCUCAUGUCGAAAGGUCUCUUCGUUCCCACUGAAAUUGUUCUACAAUUAAUAAAGGAUCGAAUGUCCAAAGAACAAGAAGAAAAUCCUUCAGUAAAAGGUUUUCUAAUUGAUGGUUAUCCUCGUGAAAAAGAUCAAGGAAUUCAAUUUGAAAAAGACGUGUGUCCAGUUGACCUAAUUUUUUUCUUCGACGUUGCUAAUGAAACUCUUCAGAAACGAUUAAUGGGACGUGCAGCAGCUGCCGCUACACAGAGAGCCGACGAUAAUGCAGAAACUAUAAAAAAGAGGAUUGAAAUUUUUAAUGAAAAAAAUGGAGAAAUCGUCAAUCAUUUUAAACCCAAAGUUGUUCAAAUAAAUGCUGAAGGAUCGGUUGAUGAAAUUUUUGCACAAGUAACAAACGCUCUAGACCAACUUUUAGGAGCUUAAUUUUUUUUU
Messenger RNA from Leptopilina boulardi, 1347 nucleotides. RefSeq names its product adenylate kinase isoenzyme 1 (gene Ak1). The transcript has 7 exons. The record is from RefSeq and is a predicted model, not a curated record. Gene Ontology annotation, biological process: nucleoside triphosphate biosynthetic process. Gene Ontology annotation, molecular function: ATP binding; AMP kinase activity. Bases 760 to 1338 code for a protein of 192 amino acids. Gene Ontology annotation, cellular component: cytoplasm; cytosol. NCBI's taxonomy places the organism in Eukaryota, Metazoa, Arthropoda, Insecta, Hymenoptera, Figitidae.